This is a messenger RNA of Grosmannia clavigera kw1407, 1782 nucleotides long. RefSeq names its product potassium channel, voltage-dependent transporter. The transcript has 3 exons. Gene Ontology annotation, molecular function: RNA polymerase II transcription regulatory region sequence-specific DNA binding; DNA-binding transcription factor activity, RNA polymerase II-specific; protein binding. The record is from RefSeq and is a predicted model, not a curated record. NCBI's taxonomy places the organism in Eukaryota, Fungi, Ascomycota, Sordariomycetes, Ophiostomatales, Ophiostomataceae. The coding region runs from base 1 to 1782 and encodes 593 amino acids.
AUGGAGCAAACUUUUAUGACCAUUCACAACCUCACACAAGAUGCAAAUAUCCUCUUUGCGUCUGAAUCCAUUACAGACAUUCUUGGGUACCAACCGGCUGAGGUGCAAGGAAAGUCGUGCUUCGACUUCUUCCACCCGGAAGAGGAGCCCUCUGCUCGCUCCGUUCACAGCCGUGGCGUGCUGCUUGACAAAGCUGCCGUGCUACAUUAUGCCCGUCUCCUGACGCGUGAUGGCCGCUGGAUCGGCUGUGAGUGCUGCUUCACUAUCGUCCAUGACGUUUUGGUAGCAUGCGUGAGCAUCUACCACAAAGGAGCCAAGAGCAAACGCCGAGCAAUCGAAGCGCCGCAGAUACGGCGCAUAUUUUCUUGCUCUCCACGCGACCCGCGCUACCGCAUGCUGGAGCAUCUGUCGCCUAAGUUCAAGAUGUCGCCCGUGGAACGGGAGCCAAGGGCCGCCCUCAUCGUGAACCGCUUCACUCGAAAUCUGACCAUCAUGUUCGCGACCAACGCAACUGCGGCAAUUCUUGGCCUACGGCCCGACCAGCUCAAAAACAAAAGCUUCUACCGCUGCAUACAGGAGAGCUGUCUGUCUGAAGCUAUCACAUGCCUGGAAAGCGCCAAAGCCAAUGACUCGAUUGCGUAUCUCCGCUUCAGCUUUCAGGACCCGAGGGACGAUGAGGAGCUGGAGGCCGAGGCCGAGAGUGGAGUUGUUCUUGUUGACCACGAGGACGAGCUGGAACAGCGCCUACCCACAACAGGCCGCAAGCAGUUUGAUGUCGAUAUGUCUAUGGACAUUGACUCGGACAACGGCAGCACGGACAUAUUUCGGAUCAAGACGGAGGAAGAGGACAAACCGCUUUCGAUGCCGACUGUCCCUCUUAUUAUGCAGCCUCCGAUCGGGUUUAAUAGGCUAACACCGCGGCGGGCCCAGCGACUUCCGUCAGUCGAGUUGGAGGCCGUUGUUUCGUGCACCUCGGACGGACUGGUCGUCGUGCUGAGAAAGGCGCGGCCUCCAAUACCACCUGCACAUCCACCUCUUGUUGCGUUCGACUAUGGCGACGGGCUCUUCGCCGCACCAUGGGCCCAGCACCCAAUAAGGCCGCAUUUUCCAGUAGAAUCCCUCUACACCUUCCGGCCCCCCCUGCUACCACAGUACAUGCCGUUGAGAGAGAAUGUCAAAGAUGCUGGUGGACCGCCCUUGGACGUGCUGAUGGGCUCCAUUCGGGAUGUAGCUGUGAUUGCCUGGAACAUUGGCACCCACCCGGCCAUUGCGGCAUACGGACGUGGCCUUCCAAGCAGCGAUGCACGACAGAAUCAGCAGGGAGACAGUGAUGCCGGUGUCGGCAGUGCUAGCGGCACUAUGCAGCCAAGAAGCAUAAACAAGGGAAAAGGACCAGCCGUCCCUGAUGCACUCUACGGCCACGCCUAUGCACACGACGGCCGACUCAACAGUUACAGCUGCCGAGCCGAUCAAUCAUCAGCACUCCCUGACCGACGGGGAUCGUGUGGCAUUCCAUCCAGCUGGACAACACAGGUUGAUAGUGCUUCUGUGGGCUUUGGGACCUCGCCGCCCAGCCCAGCCUCCUUCGAGCACAUGCGUCCUCAGCUUCGACCACACAGCACCCUUGAAACACAUCCCACUGGCGGCAUCACUUUGUACUACGGAUCUCCGGGAGCACAAAGUGAGGCUGAUGUACUACAGCCUGCAUACGGUGUUCACAUUUCAGGUCCUCGCCCGGACCUUGGCAGCUCGACCGGAGACCACUACCACAGGUGGGGCUGA